GUGCUCAUUAAUAUACACUCAUGAUUUUGGAGAACUAUUUUCAAGGUCCUAGUUGAGCGUACGUUUUAUCCUUCUGCCGUUCGUCCUGCAUCGAAAUAGUUAACCAUGCCUAUAAGGAACAUCAGUGUUUAUCUAACGCUCGUGUUUUUCGUGACUUUAGCUUGUGCCCAAAAUAGGGAAACAGUCACAGGAUGUAUAGCCGGCAAUGUUACCAUGAAGUUUAAACCUGCAUUGUUAGAUGGCAAAGAGGUGAAGGCCUACAUAUGGAACAAGGUCCGGGGCGUAAACAUAGAUCCAAGCUUUGCCAAGUUUGAACCAGGCGCUUCGCCAGAGUUUGAGAUAUAUUUUAAUGAAGAGCACCAGGUUCAGAAUCGAUUAAUCCACUAUCCCGAGGAGCCUGCUACGUUAUACCUCACGAAUUUAAAGAAAAGUGACGAACAGUGGUACACCAUAGUUAUCAGCUAUGUAGAUUAUGUUGGAACACCAACAGAAUGGAUCAUAGACCUAGUAGUAGAAGAUGUUUGUUUUGAAAAACCAAAAGAAGUGGGCAAGUGUGCAGUAACAACAUGUUAUACAGGAGACAAUGGAGUACUGAAGACCCCAGAUGGUGCGAGGCAGACAGUGAUGGGAUAUAAACUAGUGAAGGUAUGUGAUGAUGCGACUUCAGGCAACUAUUCAUGCUGUAAUGCUGCAGGAACCUGUCUUGGUCAACCCUUACAAGAAUCCACAGACUUGGAGCUUAAGAAAAGGCAUGGAAUCUUAUCCAUAUAACCAAAAGAAUGUGAUCAAGACCUUGUGUUCUCACAAUAAGGAUGUUUUUCUUGAUACCUUGAGGAGAAUUAUCAAAGAAAAAAGAUUUGAAGCCGAUUAUGAGAGAGUAAAUUUAGGAGUUAAAAUAAAAUGUAAUGGAGAAUCAAUUUUGCAUAGAGUAUUAAAGUACAAAGAUUCUGUUA
This is a messenger RNA of Magallana angulata, 953 nucleotides long. RefSeq lists its product as uncharacterized. The coding region runs from base 106 to 771 and encodes 221 amino acids. NCBI's taxonomy places the organism in Eukaryota, Metazoa, Mollusca, Bivalvia, Ostreida, Ostreidae. The record is from RefSeq and is a predicted model, not a curated record. The transcript is spliced from 5 exons.